Molecule: messenger RNA, 1025 nt
Organism: Botrytis fragariae
Lineage: Eukaryota; Fungi; Ascomycota; Leotiomycetes; Helotiales; Sclerotiniaceae
Product: putative glutathione s-transferase protein
Exons: 4
Coding region: 246-1025 (259 amino acids)
Source: RefSeq, a predicted model, not a curated record
UGGAUGGUCCAGUUUUUUAGCUUUUUAUCACAGGUUAUCGAUUGUGCCGAGGUGGGCUGAGGUGAGCUAAUCGGUAGUGAGAUAAACUUGUUUAUGGGAGGGGAAUCGAGUGAGAGUAUUGGAAUGAGAGUGUUUGAUUUCUUUUCUUUAUGUUUUUGUAUCUAUUCCGAUCAGGAUUUUAGGGAACAUAUCUUUAUAUCAAUCUCAUAUCAUCCAUAAUAACUAUUACAUAUACUCAAGUAGCCAUGUCUUCACCGGCUUCCAUGUCAGAUCAGCCAAAGAUCAAACUUUACUGGCUCAACCAAUCCCGCUCUCAACGAAUCCUCUGGCUUCUAGAAGAAUUGAAAGUACCCUACGAGCUAGAAAUCAUCCAUAGACUUCCCUCUAAACAAGCACCUCCUGAAUUGAAAAAAGUGCAUGCCUUGGGAAAAUCUCCCGUCGUUACGAUUUUACCUGCGGGAGCCACAGAACCGGUGGUUUUGGCGGAGAGUGCGUUUAUUACUGAAUAUCUCCUCGAUCAUUUCACCCACGGCAGUACCCUUCUCCCCACCCGCUGGAAGCCCGGUCAAGAAAACACUCUCGGUGGCGAAACCGAAGAAUGGACUCGUUUCCGCUACUACAUGCAUUAUGCCGAAGGUUCUCUGAUGCCUCCCCUCCUUGUCGCCCUUAUCAUGUCUAUGAUUAAUUCACCCAACCUUCCUUUUUUUAUCCGUCCUAUUACUGGCAUGAUAACCUCAAAAGUGCACGAGUCAUACCUGGAACCAAAUUUCAGCACUCAUUUUACCUAUCUUAAUGAACAAAUCCGGAGCUCUCCCAAUGGCGGAAAAUAUCUCUGUGGUGAACAUCUUACCGGUGCAGAUAUCCUCAUGUCAUUCCCUCUUGUAGCAGCUAAACAGCGCGCUGGAUUGACGAAGGACAAAUAUCCGGAACUUUUUGCUUACACGGAAAGAUUAGAAAAUGAGGCGGGGUAUAAGAAAGCCGUUGAAAAGAUUGUGGAUAUCGAGGGAGAAUUCAAGGCGAUUUAA